Fulvia fulva is the source of this 1692-nucleotide messenger RNA. Its product is annotated as putative 4-coumarate--CoA ligase 1. NCBI's taxonomy places the organism in Eukaryota, Fungi, Ascomycota, Dothideomycetes, Mycosphaerellales, Mycosphaerellaceae. The record is from RefSeq and is a predicted model, not a curated record. The transcript has 2 exons. Gene Ontology annotation, biological process: secondary metabolic process. The coding region runs from base 1 to 1692 and encodes 563 amino acids. Gene Ontology annotation, molecular function: CoA-ligase activity.
AUGCCUACAGAUUCCUCUUUCCAGACGAUCGACAUUCCAGAUGUAGACCUUUGGGCCUUCCUAUUUGAAAGGAAAAAUCGAGACUUUAGCGAUGACCAGGUCAUCUACCGAUCCAGCAUUGGGGAUCGAAAGUACACCUACAAAGAGGUCAAGAAAGCAGCUACGUCUUUUGGUGAGGGUCUUCAAGAGUCUUGGGAGUGGCAACGAGGCGACGUCUUGAACAUCUACGCACCCAACGAUAUCGAUGUCGCGCCCAUCAUCUUUGGCACUUUCUUCGCUGGUGGCAUCGUAUCACCCGCAAACCCUGGCUACUCGCCUGACGAACUUGCGUUCCAACUCAGCAGUUCUGAAAGCAAAGCCAUUGCAACCACAAAAGCCUUCCUUCCAGCCGCCACGAAGGCCGCAAAGAAAGCGAACAUUCCCGAAAACAGAAUCAUUCUACUGGGAGAAGAACGCGAUCCAAACCGGAAGUUCCGCCACUGGACCGAUGUCACCAAAGCAUCAUUAGAGAACCGAUACCGAAGGAAAAAAGCCAGUAACCCUUCGAAGGACCUCGCCUUCUUGGUCUACUCGUCAGGCACGACUGGCCUGCCAAAGGGCGUGAUGUUGUCACACUCAAAUGUGGUCGCCGACCUCUGUCAAAUCAAAGGAUCUGUUGGACACUACUACCAAUCUGGCCAGGACAAGAUAUUGGGCGUACUGCCCUUCUUCCACAUUUACGGGCUUACGGGCUUAGUCCACCAGCCGCUGCACAGAGGCAUCGAGCUUGUGGUCAUGCCAGCAUUCGACCUAAAGCUUUUCCUGGAAAGUGUGCAGAAACACAAGAUAACAUUCAUCUACGUGGCGCCUCCGGUGAUCGUUCGCUUAGCGCGAGAUGAGAUGGUCAAGAACUACGAUCUCAGCAGUAUCAAGAUGAUCACUUCUGGUGCUGCGCCGUUGACCCGCGAACUGGUUGACACUGUGCACAAGAAGCUCAACAUCAAGAUCAACCAGGCAUACGGACUGUCAGAAACAUCGCCGAUGACACAUACGCAAUCUUGGGAUGAGUGGUAUAGCUCUGUGGGAAGUGUGGGCAAGAUUUUCCCAAACAUGACUGCCAAGUAUAUGUCAGAAGAUGGCAAAGAACUGCCUGCUGGCGAGGCCGGUGAGCUCUGGAUGGCAGGUCCCAAUAUCUUCCAAGGUUACUGGAAGAACGAAGAAGCCACCCAAGGCGCCAUUGUGGAAGCAGAUGGCCUCCGCUAUUUCAAGACUGGAGAUGUUGGCUUUCAGGACGAGAAGCACAAUUUCUACAUCACAGAUCGUGUCAAAGAGUUAAUCAAGUACAAGGGCUUCCAAGUCGCGCCAGCUGAGCUCGAGGGCAAACUGAUGGACCACCCGUUAGUGAACGACAUUGCCGUCAUUGGCGUGGAAGACAAGGAGAUGCACACAGAAGUACCUCGUGCUUACAUUGUGCACGCGAAGAAGGCAAAAGAAGCUGGUGAUCCAGAGACUGGGGCACCGAACAAAGACUUUGAGAAGGAUGCGCAAAGUAUCAUCGACUGGACUGCUGAGAAGGUUGCAAAUCACAAGCGGCUACGGGGUGGGGUGCGCUUCAUUGAGGAGAUUCCGAAAAGUGCAUCGGGGAAGAUCUUGAGGAGAAUGCUGAAGGAGAGGGUUAAGAAGGAAAGUGCGCCGGUUAAGGCGAAGUUGUGA